AUGCACAUCUUUGGCAUAGGCAUCCGUGAUGACAGCAGGCCUCAAUUUGCAUCGGGACUGCUUCUUGCCUUCCCCGAAGGGAAGAAUGAAAUUCCCCUGCGCUGGAAGGAUGACGCGAAGGAAAAGCCUGUAUUCAGGAACGUGACUGCGGAAGGUGCUCAGGAUCUGGCGUUGACGACAGAAAGGUUCUAUUAUUUCCUUCGCCAGCUCUUCAGGAAAGCAGGGUAUUGGGAAGAUCCCACAAUACAUGAUAUCCGCCGAGCACUUGGAAAAAAAGUUGAUGGGCGAUACGGCUCAGCAUUAGUUUCACAGUUAUACGGUCAUAAAGAUGGGAAAACCUACCCAACGAGCUAUCUUGCCCAUUGCUCGUCCAUUAAUACUGUCGACUGUGUUCUUGAUGAGAAGGGAGACGAUCGCCAUAUCGAAUACUGGCAAGGCCAUGAGCAAUACCGUGAAACCGGUUUGCCUAGUCAUCUGCCCGCUGGGAUCGAAGAAUCUGUCCUGGAGAGCGAUGAACUUGCCGAAAUAAAAAGCCACAUUGGCUUGGCAGAUGCAAUAGGUCACAAAGACAGGGAAAUUACGAGAGAUUACAAUACAGGAAUACCCAUAUUCGCCUCCGCCUUUCAGCUCUUACAAACUACCGGACCCAAUGGGAGAGACUGGACGGUUUUGUCAAGAGGGCAGAAAUCACCCAAUGACCCAGAAAAGAAUGCUUGCACACGUGCCCUUGCUCUUAUUAUGCCCGAAAUCGGCCGCCUAGCGGCAAUCAUGUCGUCCACAGAGCCUAUGUCAUUUGACGAGAAGCUCCUCUUCAUGAAGGACCUACAAAAGCAGUGUUCGCGGGAAUACGACAUAAUAUACUUGCCGAAUGAAGCACCUAUCAACGGCAAAUGCCCGAUUGGAAGCUGCCAGGAAGACGUUGACUCGUGA
Penicillium bovifimosum is the source of this 930-nucleotide messenger RNA. RefSeq lists its product as uncharacterized. Bases 1 to 930 code for a protein of 309 amino acids. The transcript has 5 exons. Lineage: Eukaryota; Fungi; Ascomycota; Eurotiomycetes; Eurotiales; Aspergillaceae. The record is from RefSeq and is a predicted model, not a curated record.